AUGGCACGUGGGGAUGGGAGCCUCGGCUCUAGUCUCUUUGCUAAUCUCGGUCAAGGAUCCCUGGGCAGCCGGCUCCCACAGCACAGCUGGAGAAGAAACUCCAGAGCUCGCUCAAACCCACUCCAGGAAGGAGGACGAGGGGCCCAAGGAGGGGAAGCAGGAGCGCCCAGGCCAGCCCAGACAUCCUGCAUUGCUGCUCUGUCCCUAGGGCCGCCCCACCCGACCCACCGAGGCCCUGACGAAGAGGCCACGUCCAUCCAAGGAGUGCGGGGUGGCUCCGUGGAGCUGGCCUGUGGCUCCGGACUGGCCCCUCUCGUGGUCUUCUGGAGCUUCACUCCCCUGGGCUCGCUGACGCCCCGGCCCGUGGCUGUCACCAAUGGAGCGGAGUCCAAGGUGGAGGCCGGGGCCUCAGCUCUGGGGGCCGUUAGUCUACGGAACAGCAGCCUGGUGCUGCGGGAGCUGCGGGAGGGGGCCCGAGGCCAUUUCCUGUGCCAGGCCCUGCACGUGGCCGGGGGCCAGCUGCACACCACCUACUCCUACCUCUCGAUGGCCGUGCUGGUGCCCGUAUCAAAGCCUCGGGUGAGGCUGAGUGACCUGUCCCCCGUGGAGGGGACCUCCGUGGUGGCCACAUGUGCUGUCCGGGAGGGCACAGAGCCUGUGACAUUUGCCUGGCAACAUCGGGCACCUCAAGGCCAGGAGGAGGAGCUGGUGGAGGUGACAGAGCGGUGGCUUCGGCUAGACCCGGUCAACAGGACACACCUGGGCUGGUACAUAUGCAGUGCCCACAACGCCGUCAGCCGGCUGAGCAGUGAUGGCACCUUCCUUGAUGUCAUCUAUGGUCCGGACAAUCCUGUGAUCUCCGUGGAGCCACUGGGCUUCAGCGAGGAGGGUUUCUGGGCCAAGGAGAGGGAAGAGGUGACCUUGAGCUGCCUAGCCGGAUCCAACCCCCCGAGUCACUACGUGUGGCUCCGUGACCACACUCAGGUCCACACCGGGCCUGUCUACACCAUCACCAGCGCCACACGCGCCCACACAGGCCUGUACACCUGCCUGGCCCGCAACAGCCGCCUGGACACGCGCACCCAGGCCAGUGCCAGGCUCACCAUCUACUCUGCCCAGCUGCAGUGGGAAGGGCCCCAGGGAGCCAGCCCUACCGCCCUCAGCAACGUCACCUGGAGUCAGCCCGCCACCCAGCUCCCCAACGGCAGCGUUUUCGUCUGUGCUGGCCAGCACCCAGCCCUGGCGCUGCCCGCCCUCUGCAGGAUCACGCUGUGGGAUCCCCUCCAGAGCCCCACUUGCUGGACCACAGCCACAGUCGAAGACCAGUUCAUCAUGCUGAGCUGUGAAUGGCCUGGAGGCCAGCCCCCUGCCCUGCUGAGCUGGCUGGAUGGGCAGCAGCAGCCCCUGGAUGGCAGCAGCCCCUCGCUGGCUGUCCACCUCCUGCAGGCCCAGGAAGACUUGGCUGGCCGAGAGUUCACCUGCCAGGGCACUCACCCACUCAGGGUCCCUGACCCCCAUUGCCAGCUCCAGCUGGAAGCCCCGCAACUGGCAGUGGCUCAGUCCCUGGUGUCUGUGCUGGAAGGCGGAGAGGCCUGGCUGGGCUGCACCCUCCUGAGGGGCAUGCCGCCUGCCCGGCUCCUGUGGCUGGGUCCCCAGCGACAGCAGGUGGAAGGCGGCACCUCUGGAUUCACGCUGCACCCCGAGGGCGCCCAGCUCCACCUUCACCUCCGGGAUGCCGACCCCGCGCGCCACAGGGGCUCCUACCGGUGCGUGGCGCGCAACGCCCUGGGCAGCAGCAGUCGGAGCGUCCUGCUGGAGGUCCGGAGUGAGUCAGGUGUAGCGGGCGCUUGCGUGUGGCGAGGGGCAGGGGCCCCCUAG
Molecule: messenger RNA, 1878 nt
Organism: Enhydra lutris kenyoni (northern sea otter)
Lineage: Eukaryota; Metazoa; Chordata; Mammalia; Carnivora; Mustelidae
Product: V-set and immunoglobulin domain containing 10 like 2
Exons: 6
Coding region: 1-1878 (625 amino acids)
Source: RefSeq, a predicted model, not a curated record